Molecule: messenger RNA, 844 nt
Organism: Amphibalanus amphitrite
Lineage: Eukaryota; Metazoa; Arthropoda; Thecostraca; Balanomorpha; Balanidae
Product: THAP domain-containing protein 3-like
Exons: 4
Coding region: 284-844 (186 amino acids)
Source: RefSeq, a predicted model, not a curated record
GGAGCCUCAGUUUCUGUUGUUACAAAUACUGCGCAAACAAUACAUUUAUUCGAUAUAUUCGCAAAACCGCUUACGGCUGCUUUUUCACGCUGAGUGACGUUAGCGCAUCACGUUAAAGCCAAUCAGCGCAUUUCGUACCUUUAUGCAAGUGCACUUUGAACAGCUUAUCAGGAAUGUGCAUUGAGUCGCCCUUUUGGCCUUUUUCCCGCUUUUUCAUCGAGUUUGAGUGCUGUUGGGGCGAAUAAUCUCGGAGAUGAGUCAGUCUCACAUCUAAGGAGCAAAUAUGCCUUUUUGUUUUGUGCCUCAAUGCAGUCAUUCCAGCGCCAGGUCCCAGUCAAAGUGCUCCUUCUUCCGAUUGCCCCGGGACGAGGGGGAGUUGAAGAAAUGGACUACACUGAUGAGGAGACAAGAUGCAAAGCCCAAUGAGCAUUCAAGAGUGUGCUCUUGUCAUUUUAGGAAUGGCAAGAAAGAAGCUGGUCCAACCCUAUUUGCUUGGAAUGACUUCAAGAGAAGGGUGCCAGCUGAUGAAGUGGGCGAUGGCACAGGAGGGGCUGCAGCUGUGGCCGCUCCUUCUCCUGUGACUCUCCUGGAGCAGGCUCAGAGAAGAGCAAGUGAGCUAGAGGCUGCCCUGGCAAAGAAGUCUGCUGAGCUGGAACAGGUCAAGAGCCAACAUUCAGCUGAAGAAGCCCAGAUGCGUUCUGUUCUGACUGAGAACCAGCUCACCAUGCUGAAGACUGGGAGGCGACCCCAUCGGUGGGACGAUGAAAGUGUCAUCAAAGCCAUGGGAAUCAGAACAAGUACCUCAAAAAGAGUCUACGAGUAUCUACGUGAACAGCAGGGGUAA